AUGCCACCCAAAUCAAAGCAGUCAUCCAGACAGACCAAGAGCAAGCCCAAAGCCCAGGCUCGUCAGCGAACCCCAAGCCCGCUUAACGAAAGCCAUGAAAGUUCGGGUGAUGACCAGGAGAUGGAGGAUCAAAGUAGCGAUGAAGAGGCUCCCAGGCUGGACAUGAAAAGUCUGUUGAAGGCUUUGGAAAACCAAUCUAAACAAAAAUUGGCGAAGAAGCAAAAUAAAACUUUUCAAGAGAUCGAAUCGGCUCUCCAAGGCGUUUUAGUCGAUCGAUUGAACAACUUGGUCAAAACCCAAGAAAGUGAACUGUAA
Puccinia graminis f. sp. tritici CRL 75-36-700-3 is the source of this 315-nucleotide messenger RNA. RefSeq lists its product as uncharacterized. NCBI's taxonomy places the organism in Eukaryota, Fungi, Basidiomycota, Pucciniomycetes, Pucciniales, Pucciniaceae. The transcript has 2 exons. The record is from RefSeq and is a predicted model, not a curated record. Bases 1 to 315 code for a protein of 104 amino acids.